Dictyostelium discoideum AX4 is the source of this 123-nucleotide messenger RNA. RefSeq lists its product as hypothetical. The transcript has a single exon. The record is from RefSeq and is a predicted model, not a curated record. Lineage: Eukaryota; Evosea; Eumycetozoa; Dictyosteliales; Dictyosteliaceae. The annotation marks the transcript as partial.
AAAAAGGUUCUUUUAUUAAUGGCUAUAAACACAGAAUUGGAGAUGACUAGCCUCAAAAUAACACCACAAACCUAUAUAUAUAGGUUAGAAUUUCUAACCAGUCAAUAUCAAAAAAAGAAAUAA